Messenger RNA from Nezara viridula (southern green stink bug), 1104 nucleotides. The record is from the annotation of a GenBank genome assembly. NCBI's taxonomy places the organism in Eukaryota, Metazoa, Arthropoda, Insecta, Hemiptera, Pentatomidae.
UAUCAGUAUAUCAGUAUAGCAGUGUAUCAAAUGUUUACCAAUUUCAAAAAAAAAGGUUCGAAUUUUGGAGAUAUCAAUUUUCCUGACUAGUUGGAAUAGCUUAAUCUCAUCAAUAAUUAACUAGUCUAUAAUUAAUUAUGAAGUUUAAAGCUGUUAUGUAUGAAUCUCUCAGUAUGAAAAACCUUUCGUUUUUAGGAAAUACUUUGAAUAAAUUAACGAAGAAUUGUGUUUUAAGAUUAACCAAAGCUGAAAUGUCUUUUCUUGUUUGUGAAGAAAACUCAUCACCCAAGCAAAUAUCACUUUGGUGUUUUAUAGAUGCUAGACAAUAUUUUAAUGAAUUCAUUGUGGAAGCAAUGGGGCCUACAUGUGAAAUUUUCCUGGAAUUUCCUACAGAUAUGUUUUCAUCAUCGCUCAGUAGUUUGAAAACUGGCAAUAGUAGUCCUAGAAGUGUAAAAAUUAAACUUACUAAUAAAGUAUCACCUUGUUUAACUGUGGAUAUUGAUUUGGUAUCUGAUAUUGGUAUGUCUAGAACAUGUGUUCAUGAUAUUCCUGUAAAAGUUUUACCUCGGCUCUUAUGGAGUGAAUAUAAUGACCCUCCUAGUCAUAACUAUAAUAUUAUAAUUGAAUUGAAAAACUUGAAAAAAGUACGAAGUGUUGUUGAGAGGUUAAAAAAAUUAUGUUCUUAUGUAGAAUUAAAACCAUCAAAUGAUGGCCUACUCUCUGUCAGUGGUUCCACCCAAACUGUUACAGUUAAUACAAUCUUCAAGAACGUAUUACUGAUUGAAGCAGCAGGUGAUGCAGAAAGCAAUGUUAGAGUUGAUGCAAAGAAGCUCUAUUCUCUGUUAUGCUGUGAAGUACUCAAUCCUAAAAAAAUUUCAUGCUCCUUCUUGGAAAGUAAAUUGGUACAUUUCAUUCUGUACUGUGAUUUAUUUAUGGUACAUUUCUAUUUAACAACAAUUGAAGAAUGAAAUCAAUUUUAAUGAAGAAUUUUUUAUACCAAUGAAAAGAUGAGAAACGACCGACUCAGGAGUGAGGUAUGCAAGGCGCUUAGCUGAAUGAAAAGUUAAAAGAGGAUUUAGAAAGUGAAAAGUGGAUAAAGAAGAG